Messenger RNA from Lepus europaeus (European hare), 4460 nucleotides. It is a transcript of the gene SANBR, whose product is annotated as SANT and BTB domain regulator of CSR. The transcript is spliced from 22 exons. The coding region runs from base 365 to 2518 and encodes 717 amino acids. NCBI's taxonomy places the organism in Eukaryota, Metazoa, Chordata, Mammalia, Lagomorpha, Leporidae. The record is from RefSeq and is a predicted model, not a curated record.
CGCCGCCGGGGUGCGGGCUGGCGUGCGGGAGAGAUUCGGGGCGCGAGCGCGGGCGGUGCCGGCAACUGCAGGUGACAAAGGCGCAACGAGGGCCGCCGCAGCCCUGUGAAGGACCUCUGGAGUGGUAAUCUGCUGCAAACAUGUAGUCCUUACUAUGUGCAAGGUAGCGCUUCCCACUUCUCCACAGCACUCUGUAAGUGAGCAACUAUUCGCUUUACAGAUGAGGAAAUUGAGGCACAGAGAUUAACCAAUUGGAACCAGAUAAUACUGUAAGUGAUUGAACCAGCAUUCAAAGUUGAACAGUCUGGCUACAGAGUCUACAUUUGGAACCACUAUACUACAUUGGUGCUUCAAGUUCCAAAAGAUGAGUCGUGAAUAUUCAGAGAACAACAAUUUCCUGAACAAUAACAACCAAAUGGUGUUGGACAUGAUUCUUUAUCCAUUAAUUGGCAUCCCUCAGACCAUCAACUGGGAAAGUGUGGCAAGGCUUGUGCCUGGAUUAACACCCAAAGAGUGUGCAAAACGGUUUGAUGAGCUGAAAAGCAGUGGAACCUCACCUGUUGACAACCAGUAUAAUCCCCUCAUGGCUGCUGGAGAGAGUCCUGUUGAAACAUUAGCCACAUACAUCAAAUCCUCUCUUUUGGAUACACAGGGAGAUGUUCAGGAGACUGCAGUUGAUCAGGAUGCUGUGUCUAAGUCAGGAAGACAUAGUAUAGCUUCCACAAGGAAUUGUUCUUCAGAAAGUGAAAAUUGUACUACUCAUAAUGGUGGAGAAAAGACUGAAGAAUCUGAAGGGCCAAACAUGGUGAUCCAUGUAUGUGAUGAAGCAAAAAACUUAAAAGAAGAUUUUAUUUGCCCACGAGAUCUUUUGAUAUCAGAAAUGAAGUACUUUGCUGAAUAUUUAUCAAUGGAUGCCCAGCGCUGGGAAGAGGUGGACAUUUCAGUUCAUUGUGACGUUCACAUUUUCAACUGGUUGAUAAAAUACGUUAAAAGGAACACUGAGGAGAAUAAAGAUUGUGAGAUGCCCACUUUAGAGCCAGGAAAUGUCAUUUCAAUUCUUAUAUCUUCAGAGUUUUUGAAAAUGGAUUCAUUGGUUGAACAAUGCAUUGAAUAUUGCCACAAAAAUAUGAAUGCUAUAGUAGCUACCCCAUGCAACAUGAACUGUAUUAAUGCAAAUCUUCUUACACGUAUAGCAGAUCUGUUCACACACAAUGAAAUUGAUGAUUUAAAGGACAAAAAAGAUAAGUUUAGGAGUAAACUUUUUUGUAAGAAGAUUGAAAGAUUAUUUGACACUGAGUACUUGAAUCCAGAUUCGCGGAGUAAUGCAGCGACUUUAUAUAGAUGCUGUUUGUGUAAGAAACUUUUAACAAAAGAAACAGAAAGAAGAAUUCCUUGCAUUCCUGGAAAAAUCAAUGUGGAUCGACAUGGAAAUAUCAUCUAUAUUCACAUAAGAGAUAAGACUUGGGAUGUUCAUGAGUAUUUGAAUAGUCUUUUUGAAGAAUUAAAAUCUUGGAGAGAUGUAUAUUGGCGCUUGUGGGGAACAGUCAACUGGCUGACUUGUUCACGAUGUUGUCAGGAUUUCCUCUGUAUUGAGUUCUCACAUUGUCAGUACCACUCAGAAACAGUGGUUUACCCUACGGCUGCAAGUUCGCUGAGCACAGUGGGCACUGGAAUUUAUCCCUGCUGUAACCAAAAGGUUCUUCGGUUUGACCCUACUCAGCUUACAAAGGGCUGUAAAGUGAGGGACCACGUAGUUGCUCUUCGAGAUCAAGGUGAAAGUGGGGAUUUGCCGCCCUGUCUGACUGCUAGAAUACUGGAUGAUCUGCACGAGCACAAAGAUGUCAUUGUGGUGCCUUUUUCUAAAGAUACAGUUAGUGAUCCUGCAGUUGGCCCCUGUGAUGAAAAGGGUUUAGAAUGUGAUGUUCUGCUGGAGCCAAGUACACCAUGGGGCCCCAAAACUGGGGAGCUCAACGCUUUCUUGUCACUGAAAAACUGGACUCUGCAACUGAAACAACAGUCAUUAUUUUCAGAAGAAGAAGAAUAUACCACUGGAUCUGAGGUCACUGAAGAUGAAGUUGGUGAUGAAGAAGAAGUAACCAAGAAACAAAGGAAAAAGGAGAAGCCAAAGAAGUUCAGCAAACAACCAAAAAAACAAAUAUCUUCACCUUGUACUCAAAAGAAGGAAAAGGCAUCAGAGAAGUCAUCUAGAGAUGCGUCUCCUUUUGUUGUGAGUAUGCAGAAGAAUAAGUGGGAUGCCUCAAGAUCCUUGAGAUUCAACCAGGAUGCACAAAGAGAAGAUGAUCAGCGACGGAUGUCUGAAAUUACAGGGCACUUAAUAAAAAUGAGGUUGGGUGAUCUGGACCGAGUCAAGUCAAAGGAAACAAAAGAGUUUGCGGGAGGUAUUUAUUCCAGGCUCGAAGCACAAAUCAAGGCCUCAGUACCAGUCAGUGCACGGCAAAGCAGCUCAGAGAAGAGCACAAGGUCCAGAAGUCGUUUUGGUCAAGGACGUCCAGCAUAAAGCACCUUGAGACGACAGAGGCAUACUCCUAGACAUCUGACACUGCUCCCUUCUUGAAUAUCUUCAGAACAAUGACUUCUAGAUGUUUUUAAGUUAUUUAUUAAUAAUUAUUCUUACAAGUCAUGCAAAUCAUAAUACUAAGAGAAAUAGUUAAAUUUUAUGAAAAUUGAAUUGUAAAUAUGAUACUUCUUAAAUUUGAUUUUCUUUUAGUAUGAUUCUAGACUAUAUAGGAAACAACUAUUUAUAAAUUUACAUAGUUAAGACUCCUAACAUUUGUUAUCCUUUAUUUAUUUCCAGGAAAAGAGGCCUAAACUAAGUGUUUGUGAAACCUUUAUAAAUUAGGGAACACAGCUGGUAGUGUGUGCACUGUUUGUAGUGUGUCUUUGGGGCUGUCAGUCUUGGGAUAGCUUUGAGACCUGCACUUUGUAGGAUGAAAUAUCCAAGGAUGCUAAGUUUGCAUGAAUAUUAAGGAGUGAUAGAUCUUAAAACUGCAUUAAAGUUGCAAGGGUUAGGUAUUUCAGUACUAUGUUGGACAGAAGAGUUAAUUUUACAAUGUCCAAUUUUUAUUCGUUUAGUUUUUCAUGUUUGUUUAUAUUGAUCAUCUGAGCUGGAUUAUUAUCUUUCUUCUGUGAUUAGUGCCAUUCUGAAUUUGUUAAAGUAACUGUUGAUAGUUUCAAGUAAAUCUUUUCAUUCAUAUGAGACACUCACCAUACAGUUCUCAGGGCUCUUAAGACCCAACAGUAUUUCUAUAGCCAUCCAAAUAGCCCUUCAAGCAGUUAUGAUUGCUAGUUACUUUAGCGAUGUCUAAAAAAAUUCCCCAAUACAUUAAAUGGGUAAAAAAAUUGCAUAUAUUCAAGAAGAAUCAAAAUGAAAUUCUAUUUUCUAGAUCAUGUUUUAAUUUUUCUAACCAAGCAGAAAAAGUGCUCAGGGAAAAUUUUUUUCCAAAUCACAAGCAUAUAAUAAAUUGCAUGUUUGGAAUUUACUUGUGUAGGUCUCUGAAAAACUUUAAGAUGCACUGUUUCUAUUUUUAAGUUUUCAUUUACGUCAUAAUUGAAAUUUCUUAAAAUGAUCCAGAGAAAAUGCUUUGAUAAUGUGUGGCAAUUUCUGUUGCAACAUUGAAACAUUACACUCAGUUUACAUGUACAGAAAUCAUUUCUUUCAAUGAGUAUUUUAGUUGAUAAAUGAAGCUGAAUGUUAUAUGUAUGGCUUUGCCAAGGUUUUUGAGCUUCUGUUUGGAAAUUUUGUUCCAGUUUGUUUGCUUCGGUUGUUUGAUGCUUUGGAAAUAGAUUAUACUGUUUUUAUUUUCAGAAGAAAAUGUUUUGUAGUAUAUUAUAUGUAAGCCCUGUAAAGUGCCACGUGUUGUUUCAGUUCACUGUUUCUCUAAGAAUUCAGGUCUGUACAUGUAACAGUGCUGGGAUGGUCACAACUAGAAGAGGAAAAUAUGCUCUUUUGAUUUAUAACUGUUGAUAAAAAGGCAAAUUGCCUCUCCCCUGGGGGGUGCUGUACCACUGAAUGGAGUUUUACAAACUAGAACUUACAAAUUCUGAUUCUUUUCAGAAUGUGCGUUUUAUUUUUAUUUCUGUCUGUCUGCAACACAUUGCACAGGUCCCACAUAUAUUUCUCGCAAACUCUUUAUAGCAUUUAUUUUGCUAAAUACUUUGAGGUUUUACCUUACAUUCGUUCUGAAUUCACAUUUCUUUAGUUGAAAUAAAUGUUGUUGACAAAAUUGUUGGGAAAGUCCUUGAACAGAAUCAUUCCAUCUUCUCAGAAGACGUCUGGUUGGCUCUCGAUUCUGCAAGUUUGUAUGGAAAAGUGGCUGCAUUACAAGAUGAAACCUCCAAGAUUGCUUCAUUAGGCUGUUCUGGUAAAAAGUCAGCAGGAUGUUUCAGGUAAAAUGCAGCAGAAUAAAAGUAAUCAGAUAACAGCUGAUGCACACGGCACC